Molecule: messenger RNA, 2315 nt
Organism: Chara braunii
Lineage: Eukaryota; Viridiplantae; Streptophyta; Charophyceae; Charales; Characeae
Source: the annotation of a GenBank genome assembly
CUAAAUAAUUCAUCAGCGCGCUAAUUGUUCGACUGAAUCUCUUGGCCGUCGAGAGAUUGCGACGACAACCCGAGCGACCGAGCGGGAGAGAGAGAGAGAGAGAGAGAGAGAGAGAGAGAGAGAGAGAGAGAGAGAGAGAGAUGGGUUGGGGAUCGGCCCUAGUACGCACGGCGGGUCGUGCAGUUGGGAGAUUGCCACGUGGAAGCUUGUCCUUAGGCCUGCCAGCGAAAUGCAUGUCAGCGGCGACGAUGAUGCAGACACGUGGAUUGAUGUGGAGCGUGGAGAAGGAGCAGGGUCAUACGUAUAAGCCCGUGGAAGAGAUCAUCGAUCAUAAUCGGAUUACGUUGGCCAUGGAAUCGACGAUGGAGGCUUCUAAGGACAGCAGUCGAAUUAAGGAAAUUCUAGAAGCAGCGCGGGAAAGGUCGUUCCUCAAGGACCACACACCUACCAAGUCGGAGUACGUUCAGGGGCUGACAGUGGAGGAGAUGGCGACCCUGUUGAAUGUUGAUCCAGCAAAUGAGGAAAUCAUGAACGAGAUCUAUGAUACUGCCUUUGCUAUCAAGAACCGCAUCUAUGGGAACCGGAUUGUUCUCUUUGCGCCACUGUACAUUGCCAAUUACUGCGUCAAUCAAUGUACCUACUGUUCGUUUCGGGCACCCAACAAGACAAUUGCGCGUACGGUCUUGACGGAUGAGCAGAUUCGACAAGAGGUUGAGGCUCUUGAGAAGCAGGGGCAUCGACGCUUGCUUGUGCUGACAGGAGAGCAUCCGAAGUACACUUUUGACUCGUUCUUGCACGCGCUGCAUGUGGUGUCUGAGGUUCGCACAGAGCCCUGCGGCAACAUUCGGCGAAUCAAUGUCGAGAUACCGUCGCUCUCGGUAUCGGACAUGAAGAGACUCAAGGCGACUGAUGUCGUUGGCACGUACACACUCUUCCAGGAGACGUAUCAUCAGCCUACAUUCAAAGUCAUGCAUCCUGCAGGUCCGAAAAGCGAUUAUCCGCACCGCCUUCUGACGAUGGACAGGGCAUUCCGUGGUGGCGUGGACGAUGUUGGUCUGGGGGUUUUAUUUGGUCUGUAUGAUUACCGGUACGAGUGCCUUGCCAUGGUCAUGCAUGCAAAUCACCUCGAGGCAGAAUACGGAGCCGGUCCGCACACGAUUUCUGUGCCGAGGAUGAGGCCGGCAGAAGGUGCCGAGACGUCUGUCAACCCCCCUUACCCGGUCGACGACGCACAUUUCAGGAAAUUGGUUGCGAUCCUGCGAAUUGCUGUGCCGUACACGGGGAUGAUUUUAUCGACCAGGGAAUCGCCGGAGAUGCGAGCAGAGCUUCUAAAGGUUGGGAUGAGUCAGAUGUCUGCAGGUUCGAGAACGGACGUGGGUGCCUACCACAGACAAGCUGACGAUACCACUGAGCAGAACUUGGGAAACCUUGCCGGGCAGUUCACGCUAAGCGAUCACCGUCCGGUUGCGGAGAUCGUGGAGCAUCUGAUCAGAAACAACUAUGUGCCGUCUUGGUGCACAGCAUGCUACAGGAAAGGGAGAACAGGCGAGGCGUUCAUGAAGAUCGCUAAAGCGGGGAACAUACACAACUUCUGCCAUCCGAACUCUCUGCUGACGUUACAAGAGUACUUGCAGGACUAUGCGAGCGAGGAUUUGAAGAAGAUCGGCGAGGAGCUGAUAGCCAAGGAGUCGAGUACAGGUCUGUCCGAUUCGGCGCAACGAGUUUUGGAUAGAAAAAUGUCAAAGAUCACAGAUAUCCAAACACUGACAAUCGGUUAUGGGAAGCAUCCGGCGUCACUGGGUAAAGGGGCAAGAUUGGUCUGGAUCGCGCAAGAUCAGAGAAUCGCAGCUAUGUUCAAGGAGGCAACAGAAGGCAGCGCCAGCGGAGAUAACAUAUGUUAGUGCAUGACCAGCCUGCGUCCGCUCGUUCGUUUCUUCGUUCGGUCUUGGGCUGCUGGAGGUUGGGAGUGAGGUGAGGUCUGACGGAGAGAUCUAUCCUCUCGUGUGUGUGUGUGUGUGUGUGUGUGUAUGUGUGUAUGUGAGAUAAAGAGAGAUGUGUGUAUGUGUGUGUGUGUGUGUGUGUGUGUGUGUGUGUGUGUGUGAGAGAGAGAGAGAGAGAGAGGUGUUUGUAGUGUGUGUAGUGUGUGUUAGAGAGAGAGAGAGAGAGAGAGAGAGAGAGAGCUACAUGUUGAUGUUGCUGUGAGUGGAGGAUAGUGUUUAGGUUUUGAAGGCCGGUAUUGCUGUGACUGGUGUUAUUCUUCAAUCCACCCUUUUUCUUAACUUUUUAUUACUUUUUAAUAAAUUUAAUAAAAUCCG